AAUUCGAAUUCGGAUAACUCGAAAAACUCGGAUAAUACGAAGUAGAAUUUGGUCCCAACAAUAAAAAUCCUACUUGAAAUGUUCGAAUAACUCGAAGUAUCAUUUUUGAGUCUAAAAAAGAUCGUUGGUAAACACCGACAUUUUUUCAACAUCAAAUUUCCGGUUGUUAUCGGCACUUCAAACCUACCAAUUAUUAUAUGCUACUUAAAGUUCUCAAUAAAUUAAUUAAGCACAUUCUCUGUGGAAUCGUAUAAUAACAACUUUCGAUGAUAAAAAGUACUGAUUAAUCAUACAUCAAGCAAUUUCCUUAGGCGGUCGCCGAAAAUAACACACACCGCAGUCAACUCACCUACCCGCUCGCUCAAGCGGAACUAAUCUCUGACACGCUACACAGUUAGAAUCACAACCUUGGGUCGAUACUCGGCUAAUGUUUUUACAGGUGAAGAAAUAAAACAGUUGCCGGGUCCUAUUAAAUCGUUCAAUGACUGAAACAAUAAUAAUUACUGCUGAGGUGUUCAGAGUACCUCUGCAUUGAGGAGAUGUCAUAUGUAAUUUAGACAUAAAAGAAGGGGUGUUUCUCUGAAAAUUCAUACCCGUUUCGGAAUGUCGAAGUCAAUUGAGCAAUCCAAGGAAGGACCCGGUAAUCCCGGGGGGAUAAUUGGAUCAAUUGAUAGGAGGAAGACCGGCGUGAAGAGGAAGAUGACGACAUAUACAAUUGAGACGAAGUACCAGGCCAUCUUAGCUGUAGAGAGGGGAGACAGGUCAAAAUCAGACAUAGCGAGAGAAUUUGGUAUUCCAUCUAAUACCUUGUCAACAUGGUUAAAAUCAAAAGAAAAGAUCGUGACUAUCUACAGCAACAACGGACUGAGUCCCGCUAGAAAAAGGAUGAGAACUGCGAAGUUUGACGACAUUGAGGCUGCUUUGUUGAAAUGGUUCACCCAUGCCAGAGAUCACAAUCUUUCCAUUUCCGGUCCGAUGCUGAGAUCUAAAGCCAGCGAUCUCGCAGAGAAGAUGGGAGAGCAAAACUUCGCCAGCAGCACAGGAUGGGUCGACAGGUUUAAGGAACGACAUGGCAUCUGUUUUAAGAAGAUCUGCGGCGAGUCCAAGUCUGUUGAUACCUCAAGCGAUGCCAUGCCAAAGUGGGCCGACGACCUCUCAGAGUAUCAGCCGAACAACAUAUUCAAUGCAGAUGAAACCGGCAUCUUCUACCGAUUACUACCCGACCGGACACUCGACUUCAAAGGGACCGACUGUCAUGGCGGGAAACGAAGUAAAGAGCGCCUAACUGCCCUCGUAUGUGCCAACAUGACCGGUACUGAGAAGCUCCCCCUGUUCAUCAUCGGGAAGUCGAUCAAACCAAGAUGCUUUAAGAAUGUGAGCUCGCUACCAACAGAGUAUACCGCAAACAAAAAAGCAUGGAUGACCAGAGACAUUUUCACAGACUGGAUCCGUAAAUCUGACCGGAAGUUCGCCAGACAACACCGCCGCAUCGCCAUGGUGAUAGAUAACUGCCCUGCCCACCCAGUGAUUAAAGAUCUACGAGCCAUCAAACUCAUCUUCCUGCCUCCUAACACUACCAGCAACACCCAGCCGUUGGACCAAGGAGUGAUCCAAAACCUCAAAGUACACUACCGGAAGCGCCUACUACUACGCCACGUUAAAGCCAUAGAUAGAUCACAGGUACCAGAGAUAUCCGUACUCGACGCCAUGAGACUUCUAUCACUCGCAUGGGGAUGCGUCACAGAGACUACUAUUCGGAACUGCUUCCACCACGCAGGUUUCAAGACCGAUGCUGACCCAACUCCCAUCUACAGUGACGAUGAAGAUGACAUCCCACUCGCACACCUAGCUAACCUACCAGUUCCUUUCGAUCGAUACGUCUCUGUAGAUGCUGAUCUCCAUACUAGUGCUACUAUGACAGAUGAUGACAUCGUUGAUGAAAUCCUGCAGCGUAAGAACGACAACACUGACGACUACGCUGAUGCUGAGACUGCCGAUAAUGAUGUAUCCGUACCACCAGAACCCACUACCGACAUGACCACGGACGCUUGCGCCCUACUCAUCCGUGCGUUGGAGACUCAUCCCAACGAUAAUACUUAUCCUCUCCGACACAUCAGACUUUUUAACCCACCUUUAUGCAGAACUAAUAGCUACUUUGAUCGUUUCUUCCUGUCUAUGUGCCGCACAGCUAACAACACAGAUGCUAACUACUCUGAUUAUCCCUCACUUGCAAGCUUUUAACAAAGACUAAAUAACAAUAACACAUUGGAAAUUGAAUCUGUUAAAAUCUUAAAACUGAAGGAACCAGAAGGGCGAACAUAAUUUUAACUCAGCUUAGAAAUUAUUGCAGUGAUCUAAAUUUUGAUUUAAACCAGGACCAUUUAACAGACAAUCCAUUAUGUAAUUGUUCAUAUGACCGUGAAACAGUUUCUCAUUUUUUUCUAGAUUGUCCUCUACAUAAUGAUUUGCGGAUAAAUUUGUUUACUUCCCUCAAUAAUUUUAAUAUUGACCAUAACAAUAUUUGUAUUAACAUUAUUUUAAAUGGAUGUCCUAGGUGUGAUGGAAAUGUGAUAAGUAAUACUUAAUGAUGUCCAAACUUUUACAGGAAAAUCUCAUCGUUUUAACUUAUAUAAGAUCUAAGAAGCCAUCAUACUGUUCAUCUUGAAAAAUACUACUUCUUCAUGAAAUUAAUAAUUUUUAACUUAAGUUUAAUAUCAUAUAUAUAUAUAUAUAUAUAUAUAUAUAUAUGAACCCAGUUGAACAUAGCUGAUAUUUAGCUGUCAUUAACUACAGUAUUAUUAAAAUUACAUAAAUUAUAUGCAUAGAAAAUUCCUAUACAGUUCAGGUGGUGAUGACCUGUGCAAUAUAGGCACAUGGACUUUUGGUCUAGCCACCUGUUACUGUCUCUAUAUUAAUUAACUUUGAUGUCUACAAUUGUUUAUUUAUUUCAUUCGGAACUGAAUCACUGUUAUAUUUGUUUAUAUUUAUGUUAAAGUGUGUAUGUGUGUGUGCAAGUGCUUUAUGUAACAUAUUCUGUGUUUAUCUUGUGUUGAAAAAUAGUUACUUCCCUUAAUUCCUUUGUUUAUAUUAUGUAUUUCAUUUCAAAAUAUUUAGACCAAUUAAUUUAAAAGAUUGUAAUUAUAUUCGAUCGCUCAAUCCACCAUGGAAAUAAUUUAUAUAGGCUUGCCUGUUAUUCGAUCCAAUGCAUAUUAACAUCAUGUCAGUAAAAUUUGUUGAAAUGAGAGAGAGAGAGAGAGAGAGAGAGAGAGAGACAGAGAGACAGACAGACAGACAGACAGACAGAGAGAGACAGAGAGAGAGAGAGAGGACUACUCGUGUCGCGGACUAGAACAGAGAGAGAGAGAGCCAAUUUCUGGACAAACUUUGUUUUCUCUUAGAUAAAGAAAUCACAACUAGUAGAUUUAUGCGAAUAGUAUUUCCUUAUUUAUAUACAAAAUAUCUUCCUUAGAUAUAUCAGUAAGACAAUAUAAUGAUAGCAUGUGCGAAUUGUUCAUGAAAUACAUUUGUAUGUCAAUAAAACAUGACAGUGUCGGAAACAGGAAGUAAGAAAAUGAGUGUAAAUCGGAUAUGACAAUGUUCUAUGUCCGGAUGUGAAGGUGCGGACAUAGAUCAAAAGAACAUGUACGGCAACCUCUCGAUGGCAUUUACAAUGCCAAGGUUUUCGAUUACAUAUCUUCGAAAUCAAUUCAUAUUUGAAAAUAAACGUGUAUAUUCUAGCCAUCUCGACAA
Pecten maximus is the source of this 3750-nucleotide messenger RNA. RefSeq names its product tigger transposable element-derived protein 4-like. Gene Ontology annotation, cellular component: nucleus. The transcript has a single exon. Gene Ontology annotation, molecular function: DNA binding. The record is from RefSeq and is a predicted model, not a curated record. The coding region runs from base 604 to 2241 and encodes 545 amino acids. NCBI's taxonomy places the organism in Eukaryota, Metazoa, Mollusca, Bivalvia, Pectinida, Pectinidae.